Fusarium fujikuroi IMI 58289 is the source of this 1779-nucleotide messenger RNA. RefSeq names its product related to amidohydrolase family protein. The transcript is spliced from 3 exons. Lineage: Eukaryota; Fungi; Ascomycota; Sordariomycetes; Hypocreales; Nectriaceae. Bases 1 to 1779 code for a protein of 592 amino acids. The record is from RefSeq and is a predicted model, not a curated record. Gene Ontology annotation, molecular function: hydrolase activity, acting on carbon-nitrogen (but not peptide) bonds.
AUGGCUUUCACAGCCUCUUUGAUCAGAUGGGGACUCGUCCUGCCCCUCAUAGUUGUCGCUUUUGCAGUUGCGUACCGUCUUCAACAGCCACUCACAGUUUCAGGCGAGGGAGAAUCCGCAACGUAUUGUUACAAUUCCAUCCGAACACAUGAACCUGAGCAGGCUGAAGCCCAAUGUUUCACUGUUGCGGAUGGCGUCUUUACUUCUGUUGGUCCACGAGACGCUGAUCAGCCCGUGAUAGAUGGUUAUGUGAUUCCAGGACUCUGGGAUGGACAUGGUCACUUGCUCCAGUACGGGGAGUUCCUCCACUCUGUUGAUCUGUUCGGUGCCCAAUCUCUCGCAGAGGUUCGUACGAGGAUCAAAGACUACAUCUCUGCUAACCCUGGGGCCGGAUCGAAAGGCAAUUGGGUUCGCGGAGUUGGAUGGGAUCAGACCUUUUUUGGACGUAUGCCCACAGCUGCAGAUAUAACGCAGGAUACAGAGCUCAGCGGCAUCUAUCUUAUGCUUGAUCGCAUUGAUGUUCACUGCACUUGGGUUUCCCAGCCUGUGCUCGAUCUCCUCCCAUCAGACCUCCCUGAAGCUGUUCCGGGCGGUGAGAUCAUUCGCGACCCUGGCCUCGGUGUCUUCUGCGAUAACGCUAUGGACCUGGUCAUCUCAAUUUGGCCUCAGCCUGGCCGGGACUUUAAGGCCCGUACAGUCAAGACCGCCAUGAAGCGCCUUAACGAGGUUGGUCUUGUUGGCAUGCACGAUGCUGGAGCAACUCCAGAUACUUUGAAUCUCUACAACGAGCUCUCUUCAGGAGACGACUGGACCCUUCGUGUCUAUGCAAUGUUGGAAUGUCCUCAGCGUAACUCGUACUGCCCAGAGGAAGCUGUCAAGUUCGCCCGAGACGAUGAUCGCUUUGCAGUUCAGAGUGUCAAGCUAUUUGCGGACGGCGCUCUCGGAAGUUGGGGCAGCGCCAUGCUCGAGCCAUACUCCGAUCACCCGUGGACAUCAGGCUCGCUUCUUAUUAACGCCUCUGCUCUUACUGAUGUGACCAAGCGCUGGGCUGCCGACGGAUACCAGGUCAAUAUCCAUGCUAUCGGCGAUCUUGCCAACCGUAACGCUGUUGACGCUCUUGAGGCGGCUCUUGUCCAGCAGUGCCUUCAUGAGGCUACUGCUCAGGGUGCACACCCUUCGACUCCGGACCAGUCCGCCCACAAUCAGAUUGAAGCGCGUGCUGCUUGUCAAGCUCGCCAUCGCUUUCGCAUUGAGCACGCCCAAAUAAUCCAUCCAGAUGAUCAGCGACGGAUUCGAGAAGUCGGCAUCAUUCCCUCUAUUCAACCCACACAUGCAACAUCAGACAUGAAGUAUGCUCUUGCUCGGCUUGGUAAAGACCGUCUAUCGUCCUCCGCCUACCGGAUGCGUUCUGUUCUUUCUGCCCAUCCGAUUCUGGGUAGCGAUUUUCCUGUCGAGCCCCCCAACCCAUUCCAGGGCAUCUACGCCGCCGUAACCCGUCGAAGCCCGCAUACGGGUCGUGGAACAGACGAUAGCCCCGAUGGCUGGCACACAGAAGAGGCAUUGAGCUUAGAUGAAGCGAUGUGGGGAUUCACGGGAGCUGCUGCUUAUGGGGCCUUUCUUGAUACUCGCGCUGGUGUCAUCCGCGACGGCGCUUUGGCUGAUUGGGUUGUCCUUGAUAAACCUAUUGAGUCUUACGAUAUAGAUGAUUUACGCACCCUAAAAGUUAAGGAGACAUGGGUGGCAGGCAAACAGGUGUAUGCACGACCUAACCAUGACUAG